AUGAAAUGGGAUUUCAUCUCUCAACCCCUGGCAGUCUCUGCUUCGAUGUGGUCGCGAACCGGCGUGAUCCUCUUCCUAUACACAUGCUUUGCCCAGAAUCGAAGAAGUCUGCGCGUCAUCGUUAUUGUCUGCCUCGUGGUCCAGAUUGUCGCAAACCUCUUCACAAUCUUACAAAUAUUCCUCCAAUGCGGGCCCAAUCCCUAUCGCCUUGUCAAUAGAGCAGCUUACUUCCAUUACAUGUGGGAUCCCCUGCCGGAAGACGGCUCAGUUGUCUGUCAGGCACCGACGGUGCAAGCAACUGUGGGAUACGUUCAGGGAGCUUUCAAUUGUAUCAUCGACUUCACCUUAACCUAUCUGGCCGGUUUUGAGCUCUGGCAGUUCAUGUUCCGGGGGGCUCAAAAGAGCCGGGAAAAUUCCUUUGUCACCAGAUUCAAGAGACUCGAUCCACGGAUCCGGACUCAACGGCUGUGGCAAACGUUGCUGAUUUGCGGCCCGUUGAUGUUGUCGGGCGUCGCGUCGAUAGUCAAGACAUACCUUCUCUCAGCGCUGGGAAGCAGGCUGGAUUUUACCUGGAACAUUGUUCCAUUUAUCCUCUGGGUCAAGAUCGAGAACUACUCCAUCCCGAUCGCCACGACGGCGCCAAUCCUGCGGCUCUUCAUCCGCACCUUCAUCGACCAACGCGGCACGGACAAGGACUACGGGCUCAGCCAGAGCGGAGGUGUCGGCGGCCGGUCAAAGUCGGGGACUCAAGCGAUGGAAUUGAGCAACCGCUCAAACACGAGGUCCCACAUCCGGCGCGACAGCAAGGGGUUCGUGCACAUGCAAGAGGCGGACGAGGGCAGCAGCGAGACGGCGCGUGGGCCAAGCAGGCAGGGCUCGGAGAACAAUUUGAUUGUUGUCAACGAGAACGAGAUCCGCGUCAAGCACGAGUACGAGGUGCGCGUCGAGGACAAGAGCGACGUGCCCGCCGCCGUCGUGAAGAAGCCCCGUGUUCAAAGCGGCGGGGCUUGGGCCUGA
This is a messenger RNA of Cladophialophora psammophila CBS 110553, 1017 nucleotides long. RefSeq lists its product as uncharacterized. The coding region runs from base 1 to 1017 and encodes 338 amino acids. The transcript is spliced from 3 exons. The record is from RefSeq and is a predicted model, not a curated record. Lineage: Eukaryota; Fungi; Ascomycota; Eurotiomycetes; Chaetothyriales; Herpotrichiellaceae.